CUACCACAAGAAAUACAAUGCACAGAAACUCACGAGCGGAAUGCUAUCAGUUCAGAGACCAAGGCUCCUGCCCUUAUGGAGUAAGCUGCAAGUUCUCUCACAACGGUGGUUCGCAAUCAGGUUCCAACCGCUCUCGAGGUAAUGCGGAGAAGAGAAAGCGCUAUAAAAUCGAAGAGAAUUCGGACGCAAUUACCAUGUUCUUCUUGAGGUACCCAGAGUUUUCGUACGACUGCAAGAGAGGUUUAGCAGAAGAAUUCUAUCGUAUGUGUGAUUUCUUUGCCUGGGACAGAGACGACAGAGAGCGCGAAGAGGCUCGCCAAGGGUUUAAAGACGCCAUGGUCAUUCGGUUCAAUGGCUUAUAUGGUACCGACAUUAACAAUCUCGAACAUUGGCACAGACUUUGCGUAGCGGUCCACAUCGAGCCAAUGCCCGUAACCAUUGCUCAGUGCAAGGAGAUAAAGACUAUUCAUGUCAACCUCGUAGACUUGGUGGAUACAUCAGAUCACGAUCCCGAGCUAUUCUCAUCUCUGGAGGAACUUCGAGAAUAUACCAUCGAGAGUAGGAAGUUCUUCCCCAAAGAAUCAGCGUAUGCUGGGGGAAUUCUCAAGUUCCUGCUCCGCGAAAUUUUGUAG
Molecule: messenger RNA, 632 nt
Organism: Boeremia exigua
Lineage: Eukaryota; Fungi; Ascomycota; Dothideomycetes; Pleosporales; Didymellaceae
Exons: 3
Coding region: 18-632 (204 amino acids)
Molecular function (GO): metal ion binding
Source: RefSeq, a predicted model, not a curated record